AUCAAACAUAGCCGCCAUUUUCGUUACGGAUCAACAUAUCUGAAAGUGUAUCAAGUUUUGGUUUAGUUUAGUUUAGUUUAGUUUCUGGAGAUGCUGAAACAAGGCAUUGCUUUGAUGCUAUUGGCAGUUGCCGUAGGUGCUGGAAAUCCUCAAGAGUUUUCUUCACAGAAGAAUCUUGGCAGAAGCAGCUUUCCAAAGGGCUUUGUUUUUGGGACCGCGUCUUCUUCCUAUCAGUACGAAGGAGCUGUGAAAGAGGAUGGAAGAGGCCAAACAAUCUGGGACACAUUUUCACACUCUUUUGCGAAAAUUAUUGAUUUCAGCAAUGGUGAUGAAGCAAACGAUCAGUACCACUUAUACCCUAACGAUAUACAGCUCAUGAAAGAUUUGGGAAUGGAUGCCUACAGGUUUUCCAUUGCUUGGUCUCGGAUUUUCCCAGAUGGAAUUGGGGAAAUCAACCAAGCUGGAAUCGAUCAUUACAACAAACUCAUCGACGCUUUAUUAUCCAACGGAAUCCAACCUUAUGUGACACUCUACCAUUGGGACCUUCCCCAACCUCUUCAAGACAAAUACUUGGGAUGGCUACACCCUCAGAUCAUACAAGAUUUCGCAGCAUACGCCGAGACAUGUUUCAGGGAGUUCGGUGACAGGGUAAAGCACUGGAUCACGCUCAACGAGCCGCAUUCCUUUGCCGUCCAAGGCCACGAUCUCGGGAUUCAUUCUCCGGGCCGCUGCUCCAUUCUUCGUCACGCAAUUUGUAGAGCCGGAAACUCUGCAACCGAGCCUUACAUCGUCGCACACAACGCGCUCCUUUCGCACGCGGCUGCUGUCAACAUCUACCGGACAAAGUACCAGCCUCAGCAGAGUGGAUCGAUCGGAAUAGCGCUGAAUUCCUUCUGGUAUGAACCGGAGACAAACUCCUCGGAAGACUUGGAAGCGACGCAAAGGGCUCUAGAUUUUCAGUUAGGCUGGUUCAUCGAGCCUAUAGUUUAUGGACAGUAUCCGGUCACGAUGAGGGAUCGAGUAGGUAGCCGGUUGCCAAAAUUCUCGCCUACCGAAUCUGCGCAAUUGAAGGGCUCUUUUGACUUCAUAGGAGUCAACCACUACACUACCUGGUUCGCCCGAGCAAACCAUUCGAACAUGCUCGAUGUCCUGCUCAACAACUCCCUUGCAGACUCUGGCGCCGUUACUCUUCCAUUUAAGAACGGGAAGGCAAUCGCAGCAGACAGGGCAAACUCCAUAUGGCUGUACAUCGUGCCUCGCGGCAUAAGAAGCUUGAUGAACUACAUCCGGUACAAGUACGGAAACCCGGUAGUGAUCAUCACUGAAAAUGGUAUGGAUGAUGGAAACAGACUGUUUGUCUCUAUUAAAGAUGCGGUUAAGGACGAGGAGCGGAUCGAGUAUCACAAAGGCUACCUUGUGAAUCUAUUAGCUGCUAUCAACGAAGAUGGGUGCAAUGUGAAGGGAUACUUCGUGUGGUCGUUGCUGGAUAAUUGGGAAUGGACAUCUGGUUAUACUUCCAGAUUCGGGCUAUACUACGUUGAUUACAAAGACAAGAACAAGAAGAGAUAUGCAAAGGAUUCUGUCCAGUGGUUCAAGAAGUUCUUGGCUUCGUAGAUAAGACUGUAGCAGAAAUC
Andrographis paniculata is the source of this 1634-nucleotide messenger RNA. RefSeq names its product beta-glucosidase 6. Gene Ontology annotation, biological process: carbohydrate metabolic process. The transcript is spliced from 13 exons. The record is from RefSeq and is a predicted model, not a curated record. Gene Ontology annotation, molecular function: beta-glucosidase activity. NCBI's taxonomy places the organism in Eukaryota, Viridiplantae, Streptophyta, Magnoliopsida, Lamiales, Acanthaceae. Bases 91 to 1614 code for a protein of 507 amino acids.